This is a messenger RNA of Aspergillus novofumigatus IBT 16806, 2660 nucleotides long. RefSeq names its product putative NRPS-like enzyme. Gene Ontology annotation, molecular function: phosphopantetheine binding. Lineage: Eukaryota; Fungi; Ascomycota; Eurotiomycetes; Eurotiales; Aspergillaceae. Gene Ontology annotation, biological process: secondary metabolite biosynthetic process; amino acid activation for nonribosomal peptide biosynthetic process. The record is from RefSeq and is a predicted model, not a curated record. The transcript is spliced from 3 exons. Bases 235 to 2595 code for a protein of 786 amino acids. Gene Ontology annotation, cellular component: cytoplasm.
UAUUAUUGAUCUACAUUGUACGCUCUUCUAUCAGCGCCAAAUAUGAACUCAGGCUCGGCUUGUAUAAAUAAUAUGGAGCCUCACAUAGUAUGACUUGUGGAAAGAGCGCUCCAUCUUAUGAUUUCCUAGAUCUCGUCAACCAUCUUUUCGGAUAAAGCUUACCUCAGUGUUAGACCAACAUUGUUUGCGGGUACUACAAUUAGCCACACGUAAAUAGGCACAGUAACUUCUACCAUGGCACCCCGUUUGACCCGUAUACAGGAUUGUGGGUGGACUUCUGCUGAUGUCCCCGAAAUCAAACACAAGGAGGCACCAGCCGAAUUACGGGAUUCUGUGGGUAUCUCACUCUCUUAUAGUCCAGAGAACCUUCUCAGUGCCUUUAUCUCAGAAUAUCAGUGCUCUCUCAGCCUUUCACAUAGCAUCAUAACGCUCCUCAAUGCCAGUUGGCUGGUCACUGUACGCUGCUUCUCUCCGGCCCAGGACGUUUACCUGGGUCUGCAUUCGCCCAACAUCUACUUCAUCACCAGAUUAGCACAAAGGGCAGGUCGCCCAGUCAAAAAUCUAGUGCGAGAUGUUUCCCUCCUUCAGUCUGGGGCGACGUCACAGAUGGCAGUGGGCGACCAUCCUUCUGACGAGGCGUCGGAGAAAUUUCUGACGACCACGAUUUGCUACGCAGAUGCAUUAUCUGCCAUGACAGAGGGAUCAAGCAAUAGAAAUCUGAAAACAGGACACAUCAAUUCCAAGCUCUUCCUGGGCAUCUCGCAAGCAAAUGGAGAGCUCCAAGCCAAGCUCACCUUCUCUGUCUCCGACAUCUCUAGAGACCUUGCACUUAGUAUAUUGCAUACCUUCAAUAUGGCCAUCAGGACUGUGCUUUCAUCUCCAUUACAAUCCCUGGGAGAGUUAGGUCUGUGCUCAAAACAUGAUCGCCAGUUGUUGCAAAAAUAUACUGGGAGUGUAUCCGAACCCUAUGAAGUGCUGCUGCACGACUUAGCCUUGCAGCAUGCAAAGCUAACCCCUGAUGCUCCGGCUGUCCAUUCCUGGGAUGGUGACCUGACCUAUGCACAGCUGGAUGAUGCCACCUCCCGACUAGGACAGUUUCUGGCCAAUAUGGAUGUAGGCCCGGGAACCUUUGUAAUCAGCUGUUUUGAGAAGUCUACAUGGGCAAUUGUUGCCCGCCUGGCCAUAUUGAAAGCUGGCGCCGCAUAUAUCUCUGUUGACGCGACAGAUCCGCCCAUUUACCUUGAGAAUGUGAUUCGUCGCGUGAAUGCAAAAAUAAUCCUCACCUCUGAGGCUUAUCAGUCCAGAUACACUCCUUUUGUCCCGUCCAUCAUUGCAGUUACACCAGAAAUGGUACGAGCUCUUCCUGUCAGCACUAGCAUCAUCUGUCCCCUGGUAAAGCCAAGUGAUGCCUGUCUCAUCCUGUUCACUUCUGGGAGUACUGGAGAGCCAAAAGGGAUUAUCCAAGAGCAUCGAGCGUAUGCUACGGCGGUCCGGGAUUACAACAAAUUGCUUGGAAUCAGCCGACACAGCCGCGUGCUACAAUUUGAUGAUUACGCGUUUGAUAUCAGCAAUAAUGACUAUUUGACCACCCUCACUGCUGGUGGAUGCUGCUGUGUUCACGCACCGAGCAAGUCUAUAUCUACUCUCGUGGAGGACAUCAACGCCCUUCAAGUUAACAUGACCUUUCUGACCCCGACUAUCGCCGCUCAGAUUUCCCCGCAGGAUGUGCCAACGUUGGAGUUGGUCUGCCUUGGUGGUGAGCCGAUGUCAAACGAGCUCCUGAUGAGAUGGGGGCCUCGUGUGAGACUGGUGAAUCAGUAUGGGAUGGGGGAGGCUGCCACCUUCUGCGCUUAUAACGAUGAACUCCAACCUGGCCAGAAUGCUAUCGUCGGGCGCAGCGGGAGCGGAGCCAUUUGGAUAACAAGUCCGGAAUCUCCAGAGCUCCUUAUGCCCGUCGGGGCUCUUGGUGAGAUACUUAUUGAAGGCCCCCACUUGGCCCGAGGAUACCUGGAUGGUGCCUGCCAGAAGCCUGGCGUUGGAUUCCUACCACAUGCACCAGCCUGGCUGAAAGAUCUCCACCCGUCUCGGGCAGCCACAUCGAGGUUCUAUCGCUCUGGAGACCUGGGGAGAUAUACACAUGCCGGCACCGUGGAACAUAUGGGCCGCAAGGACACCCUCCUCAAAAUUAAUGGUUAUCGAGUCGAAGCCACCGAGGUCGAGUACAUCCUCCGUAGGUCGUUGGGCCAUGGGGACGCGGUCAUCGUGGACCUGCUUGGCGAGAUCGAUGGCCCACGAGAGCCGUUUCUAGUCGCUUUCCUGUGGUUGACUAACAGUGAGGACCAUGUCGUCCCCGUUGCUUCUAACAACUCGGUCGAGUUUCUCCCGGUCACCAGUCACCAUUCGGCUCAUAAAUUGGUGCAGAGAAUGAAAGCUGAGGUCGUGGCUGCGCUUCCCGUUCACAAGAUACCGGAAUACUUUAUUCUCGUCAGUCAGAUUCCCAAAACCAGGUCCAAUAAAACUGACCGCCGCAAAUUGCACCAUCUCGCGCAGAAGUCGUACUUGUCGGGGGUUCUAGGUAAGAUCUGCAACAAAUAAGGGGUACCUCGAUCCUCAUUGAUUACAUGUGAAUUUGCAUAUGCCACUCAGUUUGUAGCUAUGAG